Messenger RNA from Colletotrichum karsti, 2973 nucleotides. Its product is annotated as UPF0187 domain membrane protein. Gene Ontology annotation, biological process: secondary metabolite biosynthetic process. Bases 1 to 2973 code for a protein of 990 amino acids. NCBI's taxonomy places the organism in Eukaryota, Fungi, Ascomycota, Sordariomycetes, Glomerellales, Glomerellaceae. Gene Ontology annotation, molecular function: oxidoreductase activity, acting on CH-OH group of donors; flavin adenine dinucleotide binding; chloride channel activity. The transcript has 9 exons. The record is from RefSeq and is a predicted model, not a curated record.
AUGAAGAGUGUAGCAUUGUUGGCCGUGGCCCUGUUGGCAGGGUCAAUAUCGGCUGCAGAGUCGGAUUAUUACGGCGACGCACUCGGUAAUACUGGGCACAAUGAGACGUACGACUACGUGAUUGUAGGUGGUGGAAAUGCUGGCUUGGUUGCUGCACUACGGUUGUCGGCCGAUGGCAACUAUACGGUUGCCGUUGUGGAGGCCGGAGGGUUCUACCAAGAUGACGCCGGCAACAUCACUGAGAUACCAGCGUAUGAAUCUCAGUUCUUGAGCGCACCGCCAAGUAUUGAUUGGAAGAUCACGACAUCUCCUCAAGCCCAAUUGGGCAACCGUGCCGUACUUUACUCUCAAGGCAAGACACUCGGAGGCAGCACGGCACGUAAUGGAAUGGCCUAUCAGAGAGCAACGGUCAGCUUCCACGACCAAUGGGCGAGAAUAGUGGGUGACGACAGCUACAACUGGGAAAAUAUGGUCCGCUUCCUCAGAAGAAGCAUAUCGUAUACUCCAGCAAACAUUGAGCUUCGCGGGGGUCCUCCAGUGGAAUCGGACCCUGAAGCCUUUGAGCCAUCCGGUGGUCCGUUGCACUUGACUUUCUGGAACUAUUACGCACCGGUUUCUGCUGCCUUUGCUAAGGGCAUGAGGGCGUUAGGGUUUAAGGAGACUGGUCUCAUCCAGAGUGGUAGCCUCCUUGGCUUCGCACAGUUCCCUGCUACGAUUGAUCCCGACACCCAGAUCCGCGACUCGUCGGAGACAUCUUUCCUCAGGACAGCGGUCAAGCUCGAUGAAGAUCGUCGGAGGGUCAAGAUCUAUCCCCGUACGCUCGCCAAGCGAGUCAUCUUUAACGAAAGCAAGUCGGCCACCGGCGUUUUGGUCAAUGGGGAUGGAACGGACUACGUUCUAAGUGCGUCGAAAGAAGUGGUGCUGGCGGCCGGGGUUUUCAGGACACCGCAGCUGCUACUUGUAUCUGGCGUUGGACCGGCCAAGACAUUGGAAACGUUUGAGAUUCCCGUGAUCAGCAACAUAUCAGGUGUUGGCCAGAACAUGAGAGACCACCCCGGCUUUGGUACUCUAUUCACCGUCAAUGGAGUGUCGCAACACAGAUUGUGGAACAACGCCACAUACUCGGCCGAAGCUGAGACAGAAUUCGAAAACUCACAUUCUGGACCGUUGACGGCUUUCGCCAGCAACUAUCUCUUGUUCGAGAAAUUCCCCACGAGCGCAAAUUUCAGUACCUCGACUCGUGAGACUAUCAGCAAACUUCCAGAGGACUGGCCUCACGUUGAAUACAUCUGGAACACGGCCGGACUGCCGACCAAUGCAAGCGGAGACCAGUUGAGCCUCGGGGUCGUUGUCCUCGCCCCAACUUCGCUCGGAUCUGUCACAUUGAACUCAUCAGACACGUCGGACAACCCAGUGGUAGACGUAGGAUGGUUCACUACUGAGUCUGAUCGUCAACUCGGCAUUGAAGGCUUGAAAAGGGCACGUGUGCUUGCCAAUGCCACCGGUGUAGUUCUGAGUGAACAGCUUCCUGGCUCGAGUGUGCAGACAGACGCGGAGAUCUGGGAGUGGAUGAAGUCCGUCGCCUCACCGAGCCAUCACGCGGUAGGUACUUGCCGAAUGGGCUCUCGCGAUGACCCUUCUGCGGUUGUAGACCCGAAGGGUUGUGUCUUGGGCGGCGUGUCUUCACUUCGCAUCAUCGAUUCCAGUAUCAUGCCGCUGCUGCUGCCGGGCCAGCCCAUGGCAACUGUGUCUCCGGGUGCGGCAUCUGACGAAGAUGUUGAGAUUGCCGGCACCUGGGCGUCGUAUUUUAUAGGCCCUAGGAACCUUGCCCAUCACUCAAAAUGGCCCAUGUUCAUGCGUAUGUACGGCAGUGUCACACCGUUAAUGAUACUGCCCAUCAUUUUCGUCGCUUCUUGGGCUACAGCAAUCACGCUGAUAUCGAAGAACGUUUACCACCUCGGAGUCAACCAUGUCCUUCUUACGGUUCUCGGUUUUGUCGUUGGUCUGUCUCUGUCAUUUCGAAGUUCGACGGCGUACGAGCGAUACAACGAGGGCAGAAAGUACUGGGCGCAGUUGGAACAUACCAUCAACUGCCUGGCGCGCCUCGUUUGGGUUCAUGCCGAGGAGCGCGCCGACCAUGAGAAGGACGAUCUGGUCGGAAAGGUUACCUUUUGCAACAUGCUGCUUGCCUUUUCCGUGGCGUUGAAACACCGCCUACGGUUCGAGCCUUUCACCCACUAUGAAGACCUACACCCGCGAAUCAAGAACCUCAAUGUUCUGGCUCACAAGGCGCCAGUCAGAGACUUUCCCGAACCGUCGGCUGGGAGAGUCGUGUGCUGGGUUUUGGGGCUGCCGAUGGCCGAGUCCAACCCUCGGAAGCUCAUCAAAAAGACGUGCGAGCCCCUCGGCAACAUCCCGUUGGAGAUCCUAAGCCACUGCUCAGCUUAUAUCAAGAAGUCGAUCGAUAACGGCACUCUGAAAGUCACGAUUUAUCAGACACAGGCCAUGACGUUUCUCAUGCAGAUGAACGACGUCCUCGUGGGCACCGAGCGGGUGCUGAGCACGCCGCUGCCGAUUGCUUACUCGAUCGCCGUAUCGCAGAUAACUUGGGUGUAUAUCCUUCUGCUCCCAUUCCAGCUCAUCAACCUCCUGGGGUGGGUGACGAUUCCGGCGACGGUGUUCGCGGCGUACAUCAUCCUCGGCAUCGCCCUCAUCGGGCGGGAGAUCGAGAACCCGUUUGAUGACGGCGUCAACGAUUUGCCCCUCGAUCACUACUGCGAGCAGAUCCGGCGGGACCUCGACAUCAUCACCAGCAGUCCGGCGCCCAAACCCGAAGACUUCAUCAAGAGGGGCGACAACGUUGUGCUCUGGCCAGCGGAUGAGGACGGCUACUUCGAACUGCAGGCGCGUUCAAUCGAGUCGAUUCGCGAGGGUCUCAGGCUGAGAGUGGCAAUGUCUCCUGCCAGGAAUUGA